AUGUCACAUCAUGGUAUACCUAUUGAGAUGAGAACCGAUAAUGGUAGACAGUUUGACAGCUAUGAAUUUAGAAAAUUUGCGAAGAGAUAUGGGUUUAAAUGGACAAGUAGCAGUCCUGAAUACCAACAAGCUAAUGGUCAGGCCGAAAGCGCAGUCAAACUAAUAAAAAAAAUACUUAAGACGAACGAUGACAUAUCAUUGCGCGACCCACUCCCAAGAAUCGAGGCUAAAUUAAAACCUAAGCUACCAAAUCAUGCCAUCAUUAGACAAAAACUAAAAACAGAAAAGGAAGAACAAAAGAGAAAUUAUGACAAACGUCAUCGAGUUCGAGAAAAUACAAACCUCGAACCAGGUGAUCGAGUAUGGAUAAUAAAUAAGAAGCGGUAUGGCAUAAUAAAAGAAAUAGCCAACGAACCAAGAUCAUAUAUUGUACAAACGGAAAAAGAAGAUUUAAGAAGAAAUAGAAAACAUCUCCAAAAACUACCACAAAUCAGUGAACAGACCCCGGAUGUUCCGAGAGAACAUCAAUAUUUAGAAGAGGCCGAAACCAGGACACAGAUAGAUGAACCACGGAGAAGCGAACGCGAAAGAAGAGUUCCAUUAAAGUUAAUAGACUUUGUUAAAUAA
This is a messenger RNA of Onthophagus taurus, 627 nucleotides long. NCBI's taxonomy places the organism in Eukaryota, Metazoa, Arthropoda, Insecta, Coleoptera, Scarabaeidae. The record is from RefSeq and is a predicted model, not a curated record.